UCGCUGACGCGAAGCGAGAGGGGGAGAGAGAGAGAGCGAAAGAACGAAUGAGAGGAAGAGCGUGAGAGAGAGAGAGAGAGAGAAAGAGAGAAAAAAAGAAAAGAAAAGAAAAAGUGUUCGAGUGUUGCAUACACGCACAAAAAGGAAGCGAAAAGAAAGAACAAAUAAAAUAAUACGAACAAAAGGUGCAUCGUGGGAGGAAAAAAAGGAGAAAGAAAGAGAGAAAGAGAGAGAGAGAGAGGAGAAAAGGAAAAGAGUGAACUAUGCUACGAGUCGUCUUCUUGGUCGUCACCGCCGUCAUCAUCGUGCCGCUCGGUCUCGCCUGAACAAAGGAAGGUUCUUCUCCCUCAGCUCUCCGCGCCGAGGGUCGUUUCCGAUCGACGAACCGUCGGGAUCCUUCCUCGGGUGUCUUCGGUGCGGUUCGUGUGUUCGAGCGCGCACGAAGCGGUCAGUCACGUAGCAGCGACCGUCGUGAAGAGUUGUGGGGAACAAAGGACGACGGCAGGAUUUCGCGUAGGAGAGACAGCGAGAGGAACAACGAACGUUAUUACAGUAUAAUCGUGCGCAUCAUUACGCUCCAAAACAUUUGUUAACUGUUCGCGACUGAGAAAACCGGAUUCCGACAUCUAUUCGAAUUUUGCGAAUCGAGAUACAGUGCCCAGCCGAAUAUCGUGAGAACUACACACGAAGGUUCUUUCGAAAGAGACGCGCGCUGCGAGUUUUGCGACAAAGAGAGAAAGAGAGAGAGAGAGAGAGAGAGAGAGAGGAACUUGCGAGAGAUUCGCCGACGCGUCGAGAUUUCCGUUUCGACUUGUGCAUUGUGCGUACUUGUGCGCGUGAUUUUUUGCUCUUUUCUUAUACUUUUCUAUCCUGACAUUUUUUCAAGUUACGAGACAAUCUCAUAUAGGAGAGAGUGAGAAAGAAUUUAACAAACCAAAAAGAAAAACAGUUCUGUCUCUGUUGAACAUCCCGCUGAGAAAGACGCGAUUUGUGAGUGAGGGAAAGAGACCGAUAUACCUGAUUGAAUGUUGAAAGAAGAGCGAUAGAGGAGAGAAAAAGAUCCGGAUUCUCUCUCUGAUGGUAUUUGUGAGUAAUAUACCUGCUUGCUCAGCGAACCGGCGACCUAACCCUAAUGACAACGACGGCUGAGAAACGCGCGCGAGAAUCGGAGAAUCUCGUUGUGUAAAAGAGAAAGAGAGAGAUAGAGAGAGAGAGAGAGAGACGGGGGAAAAAGAAGGCGAAAGGAAAAGGACGAAAGUGAAAAAGUUCAACGGCGAUUGGUUCUCCUUCUUCGGAUUCUCUUGUCGCUUCUUUGCGCGACGUCCUUUGUUUUCUUGUGACAUGUGCCACAGAGUGUACCACGAUUGAAGAAAGACGAAAGCGUAACACAUUUUCGACCACACACGGAUUAUCCUCGUAUUGACGGGAUGCCGGUUGACUGAAGAUGGCAUCGCCGACACCCUCGCUGGAAUCGCGCGCUAAUUCUAUCGGGUCCCCGGUCUCGGUAUCCCCGGUAACGGUGAGCGGCAGUUCGCCGCAUGCUAGCGACUCGGCGAUUUUCGACGUCGACAGCGACUCGUAUAUCGACGCACCGAAGCCGGGCGAGGACCCGUAUCCAAGCUGUCGACUGGGUAGCAGUCACACUCCUUGCACCGGCUGCAAAUCGACAGCUGAAGCUGGCGCUGUGGCGCGUUGUUACGACUGUAACAACUUUCUCUGUUCGAACUGUCUGAUGGCACACCAGUACAUGCACUGCUUCGAAGGUCACCGGGUGUUGAAUUUUAGCGAUUCCAAGUUGGAGACCGUCGGCAGCAGAGGAGGUGGAGGAGGUGGUGGUGGUGUUGUUAGUGUUGGUGUUGGUGGAAGUGGUGGUAGUGUUGGUGGUGGCGGCAGCGGAAGCGGCACCAUUACCGCGACGACAGAAUUGCCGAAGAAUAUCUGUAACGGAAGUAACAGCGGAGGUGGCAACAGCUUAGUAAUCAACGGUAAUGUUACCAGCAAUGGCGGAAACGGUGAAAAAGUGCACAUCUGCACGCGACACAAGCAAGAGAUACUUAUGUAUUUCUGUCGCACUUGUUCAACGCCGAUAUGCAAAGAAUGCACAUUGACAGAGCACGUGGCACCGCUACACGACUGUGCUCACAUUUCCGAAGUGGGUACGCAACAGCUGGAAGCGUUGGCGCGAACCGUUCAGGAGUGUCGCGCCAAAGCGGCGGAUGCGCGUGCAGUUGUCAAAGCGGCGGACCACAACUCAGCGGUGCUGCAAGUGCAGUAUCACAAGGCGCAAAACGAAAUCAACGAAACCUUCAAUUUCUACCGGUCGAUGUUGGACGAACGCAAACAAGAGCUAUUGAAGGAGCUCGAGUCAGUAUUCUCGACGAAGCAGCUGUCUCUAAGCGUGAUCGGGCAACGUGCUAACGAGAUGGCGGAUAAAAUGAUACAAACUUGCGAUUUUGUCGAGCGCGUCACCAAGAUUACCAGUAUCACUGAUUUCCUGAUGGUCAAGAAACUACUCGAAUCCAAACUUCAGACGUUGCUUAAUUACACGCCAAAUACGGACAUAACGAGUCAGACUACGGAUCUCGAAUUUGUCAGCAAUUUCCAAGCUAUACAGGUCGGAGUUAGAAAUACAUUUGGUUAUGUGCGAAGUAGUAAUAACAGCGAGAACAGUACCGUUUCGAUUGUCAAGCAGCCACCGAUCGCGCGACCAACCGCCUUGUCGAGCAACGGCAUCAGUAGCAGCAGCAACAGCAUCGUCAGCAACGGGCCGGGAAGCGGCGCGAGUUCUCUGGGCGGUCUUCUUCUGGAACGGACCUACAGCAACGGUUUGAUCUCCACCAAUAUGAAUUGCGGCUCUUCGUCUUCGCCUUCCUCGAUCGACACUAUCAGCACCGUGAUCUCGAAACGUUUCAGUUCGGCCAACAGCCUCGGCCCAUUCUCCACAACACUUAGCGACGUGAAUGUGAAUGGCGUGGCUAAUCCUUACGAGAAGUGGAGUAACGGUAGCGACAGUUAUCCGGUGGUAACGACAAACGAUCACUUUGCGAUACCGCCGACGGUAGCCGUGGCGGCGAACGCCGCAGCCGGCGAUUCCGUCCUUGAACUAACAUCGAAGCUAAUGUCCGCCACCGCAAUAUUUCCACCAAAGUCACAGAUCAAACGGCAGAAAAUGAUUUAUCAUUGCAAGUUCGGUGAAUUUGGUGUGAUGGAAGGUCAGUUUACAGAGCCAUCGGGCGUCGCGGUGAAUGCGCAGAACGACAUCAUCGUCGCUGAUACAAAUAAUCAUCGUAUCCAGAUCUUCGACAAAGAAGGAAGGUUUAAGUUUCAAUUUGGAGAAUGUGGCAAGCGAGACGGUCAACUGUUGUAUCCGAAUCGGGUCGCCGUCGUCAAGACGUCUGGCGACAUUAUCGUCACGGAACGUUCACCGACUCAUCAGAUACAGAUUUACAACCAGUACGGUCAGUUCGUGCGUAAAUUUGGCGCGAACAUUCUUCAGCAUCCGCGCGGCGUUACUGUCGACUCGAAAGGACGAAUUGUCGUUGUAGAGUGCAAGGUGAUGCGCGUCAUCAUCUUUGAUCAGACCGGCAAUGUGUUGCAGAAGUUUGGCUGUUCGAAACAUCUCGAGUUCCCGAAUGGCGUGGUGGUGAACGACAAACAAGAGAUCUUUAUCAGCGACAAUCGAGCUCACUGCGUCAAGGUUUUUAACUACGAAGGUGCUUAUCUGCGACAAAUAGGCGGCGAAGGUAUAACCAACUAUCCAAUUGGCGUAGGCAUCAACACUCACGGCGAGAUACUGAUAGCGGACAAUCAUAACAACUUCAACCUGACCAUUUUCACGCAAGACGGCCAAUUGGUUUCCGCUCUUGAGAGUAAGGUCAAACACGCGCAAUGUUUCGAUGUGGCGUUAAUGGAUGAUGGUUCGGUUGUGUUGGCCAGCAAGGACUAUCGGCUUUAUAUAUAUCGCUACGUACAGGUCCCGCCUAUCGGUAUGUAGAACAGCGAUACGCUGUGACGACGACGAUGAUCCUCAUCGAUACAUUUGUCAUCGCCGUCAUCGUGCCGUCAUAGCUGCUUUUCACCAGCUGACGGCCACGGGAUCACCGUGAUCUCAUCUAUCUUUCGUGCUAGCCUGUCUUCUACUGUGCUUGUUCUACUGUCAAUGCUCGCGCGCUCCACUCAUCGCCACCUGCCCAUCUUUGCCCGCCCUAUCCACGAGACGUUUCACGAACCGCUGACCAUGAGAGAAAAAAAAACGAACAAACAAAAGGAGAGAGCGCACGAAAUGCGCUCCGCAUGUGAUUCCCGAGGGAUCCUCGACUUCCGAGCGAGCGUCGUUUUCCGCGACGAAACUGGAGUCAACCUGUGUGCCGAAACUUGCUGCGGACUCCGCCGAACGACGGAUGAUAAUCAUCGACGGUAUGGGAAAAAGCGCGCUCCCUUCGAUGCUCUCUUCGCGAGCUCCCCUUGUUCGUUCUGUGUGAACGAACGGAAAAACGGAGACGCGAUGAUCCGCGUGUGUACGCGCGCGAUGCUGCUGGAUCUUGAGGACCCGCACCGACAAAGAGAGAAUGAAAAAGAGAGAGGAUGUAAUCAACCCUGCCCCGACACGUAUUCGCGCGCGCGCGCGCGCGCUCCUUUCUCUCCGCGCGUACGCGCGCCGUAUAUAAAUUAUUAUAUAUGCGUGCGCGAUAACUUACAUUGUUAAUGUUGUUAUAAUACUGAAAAUACUGUUGUUGUUGUUUAGUUGUAGAGCUCGCCGCCGCUAGUCACUUCCCCCCUCCCUCGCCUUCCACUCUCCGCUCCUCUUCACGCCCGUUACCAUCCCCUUGUGCUCAGCUUCCCCGUUAACUAACCACGAUCUUCUCUCUAAAACCUCGUUUGACGAUCACAUCGAAAAAAAAAACAAAAAACAGGGCGUUUAUGUUCCUCCACGACAAAGACACGGUUUCAUCACUUAACAUUAUUCAAAUUAUUAACACGCGCAUUUGCGAAAGAUUGUUUUUUUUUUUUUUAUUCUCUCUAUUCGAUGAUGGUCGAUCGAAUGCGACGUUCGGUUAUUUCGUGUUCGAUCAACGCGGUUCGUUUUUCGUCAACGUGUGUUGUUCUUGGAAAUUUCACAUUUAUUGCAUAAAGUUCGCGAGAAACGGCAUUGUCGCACGAAGUCUCGUUUUCGGCGCGUAUAUAUAUAUGUAUAUAUAUAUAUAUAUAUACAAUACAAUCUCUUGGGAGAUCUUAUUAAAGUCAACGCACAGGGAUUCGACGGUUUGCGCGCAAACUUCUCUCUUAAACAGGUUUGAUCAUGAUGUCUCACGAGACGCGAAACUGAUCUUUUUGUUACGCGAGUUUAUAUACGAUUUUGUACAUUUCGUGCGUUUUAAAUGUAGGAUGUGUCCGUAUACACACACAGUGUUCCUCUUAUUUAAUGUAUUAAUGACACACACACACACACACAUCCAUCAGGGAGAUCUCUGAUUAUAAUCGAGUUUUCUCUUCGAAAUUUCUUCGUACGUUUUGAUCUUAUUGCCCGUAAAGAGGACAUUUAAUUAUUAAUUCAUACAUUAGCGAUGUGUUUGCACAGAUAAUCGCGCAAACGGAUUGUUUGUGAAAACCGUAGUAAUUUUAUAAUGUAAUUUCUUUUUAAGAUAUAGUUUCGACACAGAUAUUUAAGUAUAUAUACAUGUAACAACCUCGCUCAAGGUUGUUGGACCGUGCAUGGACGUGUUUAGAAUCGAACUGAUCAUUUGAGACCAACGAUUAUUGACGUUAGAAUCGUUGCGAGAAAAUCGUCCCGUGGAGUCCACAAUAACGAAAUACAAAAUGAUGGAGCAUGCAUCGCAGAUCGAAUUGUAUUUCCGAGUUGUUGAUUUUUCUUCUUUUUUUUUUUUUUUCUCUCCGCGCGUAUAUAUGUAUAUUAUUCGGAUAACCUUUUCCGUAGCAGUUGUAGACUAUUUUUCAUAUUACGGAAACUACGUUUUCCGAAAGUGCGUUUCGUGAAUCGUGCAUUAUAUUAGCGACUGAACAGUUUUUCGCGUCGCUAAAACAACUUGUUUUCUUUCUCCCUUCGCGUUUUUAGUUCAACUAACUUAACUGUUAUCGAUUAGAGUUUUGCUUAAUUGACUCGUACGUUUUUUUCUAUUCAUUUCGUCUAUUAUUUCGUUACUUCGUCGCGAUAGUUCGCGUUCGAUUUGCAUUUAACCUGUUAAUUAUCACUCUUUUUUUUUCGCUGGUACGAAUAAAUGUUCGUUCAUUUAUUUUUUAUUCGUGCAUUUAUGUUUCUUAUAAAUUGCUGCACUACCAAAUAGCGUGGGCGCUUGAUGAACAUUCGUAGAUAACGUGUGUGUAAACGAACAACUGACGGAAGGUAAUGGUGUGAUUGUUGGCAAACAGACACAUACAGGAACUAUCGAGAGUUUGUAUAGAAUAUCAAUAUGAAGAAUGCUUAGUAUUUAAUUACACAUCUAUCGUGUAAAACCAAUGGUGUGUGUGUCCAUGUGUUGGAUGAUCGAACAUCGAACAACUAAGAAAAAAAAAAAAAAAGUUUAUUCUCGGUUCUCAUAGGAAAAAUAUCGCAAUCACAUCGUAAUUCAUUAUAACUUGUGAUCGCCACCACUCUCGAAUUGAAUAAACAAAAGCGGGAAAAAGCGAGAAAUGUACUGCUUUUUCUCCAUCCAUCGACGAAGAUACUCGUCUUUCUCUCUCUCUUUAUAUCAUUAUCUUUUUUUUUUUUUUUUUUUUUUUUUAGUUUUAUUAGUGUAGUAGAAUACGUAGAGCAUUGGUAGCUUUUAGUCGUCUUUGUGAUCGUGUAAGACUUUCCUUUUCGCUCUGCAACACUUUUUAUUAAUUUCUCGAGAUAUACACUAUGGUUACAUUACACUAUUUACAUUCUGAGGCACCUUUGGUUUUCUUCUUUCUCACUCUCGCGUCACUCUGCUUAACAAAACACGUUGUUGCCGCUUACAAUUUCGUAAUUUUUUUUUUUAUUUUUGUUUUUUUUUGUUUUUACGAAUCACACUGUCUUAAACUCACUCCAUCGCUUUUUGCUCCACCAGAGUAGUGCUAUAAUAAAAAAAAAAAAAAUCCAUUAUUCUCCGUAAUCCUAUCCAAUUAUUGCGCGCAGCCGUUUUAGGUUUGCGUGUCGACAUCAUUCACAUCUUCUCUCAACUUUAUAAAUAUAUUAAUAUAUUUUGUUGAACGAGCCGCGCACACAAUCGACGAAAAUUUUCACAACUCCUCGCUACACGCGCGCGGUUCCAUGCAUGUUUACUAUUAUUAUAUUAUAUUUUUAUUAUAUUACUGUAUUAUAUUGUAGUAUUACACUGUGUUGCGACUUUUGAUACCAUUUUCGAUUGUUGAUACGAGAUAUAUCACAAAAAUGUGUCUUGAAAUAUCGUGAGAAAAAACGCGCGAGGCUAGCUGGCACGACCCUAACGCGUCCCUAUAUGUAUCGCCGUUACAUAGAACUUCGUGUGAAUUAUGUCAGGAUCUUUGACUGCCGAUUUAUACUGUUAGGUUUGCGCCGAGCUGAAAGUUCUGGAAAGUUUUUGAAUCAAUCCAAAAUUUUCGGACUCUCGCGCGGACUCCGAGGUUUCUCACUUUCACGGUAAAAUUUAUUAUGUAUCACGAACACCAAAGAUGUGGACUUUGUUUUUUUUUUUUUAUAUAUUGAGUAAU
Molecule: messenger RNA, 7671 nt
Organism: Pseudomyrmex gracilis
Lineage: Eukaryota; Metazoa; Arthropoda; Insecta; Hymenoptera; Formicidae
Gene: brat
Product: brain tumor protein
Exons: 3
Coding region: 1445-3994 (849 amino acids)
Biological process (GO): negative regulation of translation
Molecular function (GO): protein binding; translation repressor activity; mRNA 3'-UTR binding
Source: RefSeq, a predicted model, not a curated record